Leptosomus discolor (cuckoo roller) is the source of this 517-nucleotide messenger RNA. NCBI's taxonomy places the organism in Eukaryota, Metazoa, Chordata, Aves, Leptosomiformes, Leptosomidae. The record is from RefSeq and is a predicted model, not a curated record.
AAUGAAAUAAAUGAGGUUCCUUUCUUUGACAUCCAACUGCCUUAUGAACUGGCACUGAAGAUAUUUCAGUACCUGGGCAAGACUGAAUUGGGAAGGUGUGCUCAGGUCAGCAGGACAUGGAGAGUACUUGCAGAAGACGAAGUGUUGUGGUACCGGUUGUGCCAACAGGAAGGAUACCUGUUAGAUACGAGCAUCUCUGAUCACUCCUGUUGGAAGCUCGUCCUCAAGGACUGCCGUGCCAGAGAACGCACCUUGAAAACCAACUGGAAGAACCGCAUCGGUGCUGUGAGCCAGCUGCAGUAUGAGCUGGGAAAAAUUCUUUGUGAUGUGCAUUCUUGCGACGGAGUCGUUAUUGCUGGAUACACAUCAGGAGAAGUGAGGUUGUGGGACACUCGCACCUGGGACUACACAGCCCCCAUCCUGGAACCAGUGCAUGGUCCUGGUGAUGCUGGACCUCAGCCACAUGUCUCCUUUGUGAGGAUAAACAGCUCUUUGGCUGUAGCAGCUUAUGAGGACG